Molecule: messenger RNA, 714 nt
Organism: Prorocentrum cordatum
Lineage: Eukaryota; Dinophyceae; Prorocentrales; Prorocentraceae
Source: the annotation of a GenBank genome assembly
AACGGGAUGUCCCCCGACACCGCGAAGUACAGCAUUAGCGCCACGGAGGUGGCUGACAUCAAUGCGCAGGCAGCCCACAUCAAAGACAAGGAUUGCGACCAGAGCGAGCCGCCCGUCAUUUCGCGCGGCAAUGAGAAGGAGUGUGGCAUGGUUAUUGCCUGGUUCACGGCGCGGGGCCAUGAGCAGAUCUCGGCGACCUACGUCAUCUCCAACGAGAAGAACAUCAUCGAGGUCUGGCAGGAGCAGGACGUCACUGUUGAGGGGAACAACGGAGGCGCGCUCCAGGCCUCAGCUCAAGUAUUGCAAGCAGGAAAGGCUCCGCCUCAGCGCGCUGGGUUACUUGCUGGCGUCAAGGACGAUGCGCCCGUCACCACCGCAGUGGACAAGCCAGCCAGCUUCCGCGUCGCCAUCGCACGAGAGUUCCCGGAGGACUGGUUGUUCCAGCAGGCGAACGAGGAGCCCGUCUCGAUCGCGACUUUGGUCCUGGACGCAGACCUCACAAAGCAUGCCCUUAAGACUAAGGGCGCAGCGGCGUACGAGAGCGAAGUGACAGCUAUCCUCAUCGUCAGUGCUGCUCACGCCAAGGAUCUAUUCUCCUUCGCGUUACCCACGGGUGAUUUUCUCAACCGGCAGGGGCCGACGCUGGUUCCCGCGUGGCAACGCCCUCGCGAGGACGAGGACUCGCACGCGUACUGCAAGCGCGUCGCUGGGGGG